This is a messenger RNA of Paecilomyces variotii, 2999 nucleotides long. RefSeq lists its product as hypothetical. Bases 227 to 2683 code for a protein of 818 amino acids. NCBI's taxonomy places the organism in Eukaryota, Fungi, Ascomycota, Eurotiomycetes, Eurotiales, Thermoascaceae. The record is from RefSeq and is a predicted model, not a curated record. The transcript is spliced from 8 exons.
CCAGUUUUCAGUCCUAGGUGGUGGUCUCUCCCACAUCAGCCCAUUACCCCGAAAGUUGAGAGCUUCCCUUCCACUCUUGCCUUUCCCACACACAAGGGGACUGGGGGACGUCGUCUAGAAGGCUACGCUCUACCUUUCCCACACCUGUCCCAUUUCCUCGACGAGCUGCAUCUCUGGAGUUCGAGAUUCUAAUCAAUAGAAGCUCAACACGAGGAAUCGCGCAAAGAUGGCUGACCACGAAACCUUCGGUGCACAAGAAUGGCAGCUGCCAGGCUACGGAAAGGUUCCCUCUGCGCGAGCAAAUAACGUCUCCAACGACAUAGUGGCAAAGCCAGCCCCAGCUCCAGCUCCUCCUUUGCAACCCUCUCGAGGACCAGGGAAUAGCUUCCGCGGUAGAGCACGAACGCAAAAUGGCUUUCCAAUACGUGGGGGAUCUCCUCCUAAGCCUGUAGGUCAUAGUCGUGACAGGCGUUUCCCAGGAACUCCUAGCGGUCUAACAGGACGUGGGAAUAUCCGUUCAUUCCCACGCGGCCAUGGAAACCGAGCAGCUUUUGUUCCCGGUUCGAACAAUUUCCCCAGAGAUUCGCCUGCAAAAGCAAAUUGGAGAGCAGGGUUGAGACCCGACGGUGUUUUUCAGUUACCCGCUCCUUUUGGUACAUUCAAACAUGAAUUCUUCGGUGUCGCUCGUGGUACAGUGACUGGCGGACGUUCCGCAAACAAGGGUAGAUUCGAAGUGUUUGACGAUAUUUCCCAAAAGACGGGCACCCAUGUAAAGCCUCCAGCCUAUACAGACAACGUUAUUCUUCUCUGGGGUGAUUCCAGCCAAGUCCUAGCUGCUCAGAAGCUAUUGCAACAACUCGUCAACAAAUGCACUUCCUUACAGAGCAAGAAGCCAUUAUGGGCCAAGAUCAAUGCAUACUCUCUCAAGAAAGAAAUUGACAUUUUCCGUGACGAGCAGCAAGACGUCGUCUUACAGCAGUUGAGAAAAGCUCCCGAAGCUACUGUCCGUUUUGCGGAGAAGGUAGGGCAGGCUAUUUCAAUGUUUCCAUCGGGAGCUAACUUCACUUUCCCCUUCUUGCAGUUGCUGUUUCUUUGGCCAACUGAGGAGCUUCCUUUCAAAGAAUAUCUCGGCCCUGAGCUCCAAGGUCUGGAUCCGAUCCGUGAAGAGUUCGAUUGUCAUAUCUAUGUCCCUGACGGUCUACCUGAUUACAUUUGCGUUCUCGCCCAUAAUCAUGGCACCAUACGAGAAGCCAUUCGUCGUAUCCGUACCAAGUGGAGCGAGUUGAUGGCUUCUGCUAACAUAAGAUCAAAGGUGUACCUCGUGGAACCACCUGAAUUAAUCUAUGCGCAGCGAGGUAUUAUCGUCAAGCAGAGUCAUACCCUGGCGAGGCCUUUCCUUGACGGUGGUAUUAUGACGGCUUUCGAAAUCACGCAGUGGCUUGAUCGCGCUGCUCUAAUGCGCUCUAGGAAUGAUGUUCGCUUACUCAACACGACAGAACGGGCAAUGAGAGCUCUCCCAUUCUUUCGAGGUCACCUACGGAUGCGAGUGAAUAUAGGGGCAUUUAUCCUUGACGAGUAUCGGCUUUCUAAAGACUUGAAAGCUUCGUACAGUUUUGAAGAAUUUCGCGAGAUGCUGUUACAUGAUCAGACCAAAGGGCGUCUACUUCCCGGUCUUGAGAUUAAUCAAGCAGAGCUUCUUGGUAGAUGUUUCAAAGCUUCCUACCUCCUAGAGCCUUUCGAGACAACCUCUCGUUCCCUAGAAAAGCCCGAGCCAUCGUAUUCUGUGAACUUCGAGUUUGUGGGUUCGGACAGUGCUCUCCUACGCCUGGAAGCGGAAUUCGAAAGACACCCCGGUGCCGAAGAGUAUGAGGUCGCUCAGCGUCGUUGGGUCAAAGUUCAGGGCAAUAAUCAACACGGAAAUGAAAGGCCACCUCUCCAGGCCGCUAUGAUUGAAUUUGGAAGAGCGGACUGGCAGCUAGAGAUCAAGGCUCUCCAAUUCCACGAGCCUGCCAACAUAGGAGCGGCCUUGAAAGACUUUUCUCAUGCAAUUGGGUUCGAAUUCGAUGCCACCAGUAGUGGAAUUACUGCUCCACCAAAGAGAAGAGUUACCUUUCCACCGACUGCUCCCGUAUCCAGGUUUGUUGAGAAGACCGCUUUACGUUACCGUCUCAAAGGUACAAACUACAUACUUGAAAUUGCACGUUACGAUGAGUAUAGAAGGACGGGGAUUCAAUUUUCACAGGGGCAGGUACAAAUCUCUAACCCCGGUCCUAUUUUGAAUGCUCCAUUCACGACCUGGGGUGCAUCUAUCUUUGGGCUUGAUUGGGACAAUUUGCUUGGUGAGCAUGCCAACAUGGGCGUGGGCCAUUCAGCGAGCUGGAGUCCCAAUCUCAAGACCUUCUUUCCACCGAAGGCGAAAACAAACCCUACCGACACAUCUUCCGGAUUCUGGGAAUUCGUGAAUUUGGUCAAAGACGUUGCUGAACUGUUGGGCCCAAGGAGGCCUGAGGCCUUGGCGAAAAUGGCGACAGAGACUAUCGAUCAGAGGACUCGUCCAAACAGACAGUCUUCCCCGCUGAAGGCCGAAACUGUCGGCGAUGUGUCUUCUGGCCGCUCUUCGCCGGUCUCAGAAUCAAAGGAAUCAAACAAAGUUCUUGUGGCAGAGCUUGGGACCUUGUUCUAGAGAGGAUUCCACCUGAACACUUUACGAACCUAUGCGUUCACAAUAUUUCUUUACUCCUACAAGAUCUUUCCAAGUGCCAGACAACAAAACGAGAAACCCAAUCUCAGCUGCCGCUGCGGUACUAUCUGGUGCUACGGUGCUUUCUAAGGGAGAUACUUAUCAAGGCUGAUGCGAUGAAACGGAUGUUUGGAAAGGACUUACGUGGUCGCACCAAUUCCCUCCCACGGAGUGGAUAUUAUUGCGGUUGACUCAUAUGCCUACGCGACCAAGAAUGGACCAUAAUAUUUUUUCCAUUUUCUGUAUCAUGCGACCAUAC